AUGUCUGACAUUCAUAGUAAACAAGCAAAUCACAACGACAGAAAAGAUCAUGACGAAGCUCUGAAACACUUGAAUUUACAAUCGCUUGAGCAGAUAAACCAGAUCAAUUUACAUAAAAAUUUGCUCAUUUACUAUGGCAACAUCGUUGAUGUGAAAGCGGAUGCCAUAGUGAAUACAGCGAAUGAAGGGUUGCUCGGAGGUGGUGGACUUGAUUUUCUGGUACAUAGCCUGGCUGGAGAAGAGCUCAAACAAUUUUGCUCCCAAGUGCCAGCUGAUGACCAAGGUGUUAGAUGUUGUACUGGACAUUGUGUAAUUACGUCUGGAUUCAAGUCAAAUUAUAAAUAUAUAAUUCAUACUGUUGGGCCUUAUUUAGAUGAAAAUAAUAAGCCUCAGCCUAAACUACUUGCUGACUGUUAUAAAAACUCAUUCCAAGCAGGAAUUCAGCAUAACUGUACCAGCAUUGUGUUCCCAUGCAUUUCAACAGGAUACUAUGGUUAUCCAAUGUUAGAGGCAGCUAUUAUUUCAAUUGAAACGUUAAAUCAAUGUUUGCAACAGUGUCAAAAGUCGAAUGUCAUCGUGACCAUUGCUGUGUUCAAUGAUCUCGAGCAAAAAAUCUAUACAAAACUACAAGGAGAGAUGCUCGAUGCAUAA
This is a messenger RNA of Didymodactylos carnosus, 651 nucleotides long. Lineage: Eukaryota; Metazoa; Rotifera; Eurotatoria; Philodinida; Philodinidae. The record is from the annotation of a GenBank genome assembly.